This is a messenger RNA of Exophiala viscosa, 729 nucleotides long. RefSeq lists its product as uncharacterized. The coding region runs from base 133 to 564 and encodes 143 amino acids. The transcript has a single exon. The record is from RefSeq and is a predicted model, not a curated record. NCBI's taxonomy places the organism in Eukaryota, Fungi, Ascomycota, Eurotiomycetes, Chaetothyriales, Herpotrichiellaceae.
UCUCUGUCAAAGCUCUCCUUUCCUGCUUUCUGAGUUUUCAUCUCCUCUUCAUCUCACUCUCACAGGCCUCCACACCACUCGGUUGCAGAAUCGUCCCCCAAUCGCGGCCAGGUAUGGCAUAGGUCAUACACGAUGCCGCUUGCAGAGAUUAGCCCGAACAUUCAAAGAGAUGCAAGACCUGAUGGCAGCAAACAACAAGAUGUGGCUGUCACGACAUCCACGACAUCGCUGCGGUCGAGUGCUGUGCAGAGCAUGCUCAAAACCACAACCGAGCUGGGUGACACUGGGCCAUUCGCUGUACGACCUCCAAGAAUACCUCGAUCAGGCUCACGUCUACAGUCGACUAGAUUCCGCUCUGGCUCCUUCGACACAUCUUUGCCUCCCAGCUCCGCCACCAAACAUCUCCUCACAAAAGACAUCUUCACCGUCGGCAUGGUCCACGACCGGUUCCCUCAUCAUUUGGCUUGUCAGGCCGUGAGACGGUUCAUUCAUCGUCACAGCAUUCGGGACUACGGUCCAAAAGAGCAGGUCAUCGUCACAGAUCCCCAGGUCUCCGUACCCUAGGCCCUGGACAGCGUGGACUCUACACACCCAGAUCUCUCAUCACCCUUCGCGGUCAGCGGAAUUUCAACAGUCUACAAUCCAGUUCCCCAAUGAUACGGUCCGUGCAUGGAAGGAGACAUGCUCUUCGGACCUCUUCCCCUGCUUUCAGCGAGUCACAACUCUACA